AUGUCAUUUGGACAGAGUACUAGUGCCGUUGAACACUAUUUUAAAAAGCACUUUUUGUACCCUAAGUUGGUGUAUAACAUAUCUAGACAAGCCUUACACUUUAUUAGGGAUGAAGAAAUUCGUUCCCGCGAAUGUGGUAAGAAUCGGAAAAAGUGUGGUUGUGUGAUGAAGAUAACAUACGGGUUGCCAUGUGCUUGUCUAAUAGCAUUGAAGAUCGACAAAAAGCUACCUAUUAGACUGGACGAGAUUAACACUCAUUGGAAGAGGUUACAAAUUGACGAAGCAGAUGAUGGACAGGUUGACUGCUCGAAGGAGUUUAGGGUCAUUCAGGAACGGUUGAGAUUAUCAAAUCAGAGUAUGCAGCUACAAAUUAGGGAUCAACUGCGACAGAUAGCUUUUUCAGAAAUUACAUCGCUAACUGCACCGGUCAAACAGGUAGAUACAAAGGGUGCAAAAAAACGGGCAAAGUCAAGUAAAUGUAACAGUUCUACCACUAGAUCUCCAUCUAAUUGGGAGCACAUUGAUGCCCGAUAUCCUGACAGUCAGGCAUCACAAUCAAAACCAGCCAAACCCAAAAGGAAGACUGCUCACAUAGGCACUUUGUCUCCUAAUGCUAUACCUCGCCGUUCAAUUCCGUUUAUGGAGCAUAUGCCACUGUUCAUGCAUUCAUAUAUUGAGGACAUUAUUGAUGUUAAAGGGGAUGGGCAUUGUGGAUUCCGUGUUGCAGCAGAGUGUCUUAAUAAGGGCGAAGAUAGUCAAGGAUUAGUUCGUUCAAAACUUAUCAGAGAGUUAACCAUGUUUAGGAAAGAGUACCUGCCUAUUUUCGGUACUGAGGCACGUCUACAAUACAUUCUUGAUGGUUUGUUCCCUCCCAAGGUAAUGCCUAAGAAUGGCAUUGCACCGGAAGAAAAUGUUGGAAUAUCUUUUGAAUUAAGAUUGACGAAGUUUUUACAUCCCUUCAAGAUGUAUGCUUGUGUUGAAGUGAAAGGAAGUAUAUGUUGCAUCCCUCUCUCCAUUGUCUGGUGCACACUAAUCAAGGAAAAUCCAUCUGAUGUAUUUAUUGCUUCCACUAAGGUUACAAGUGAGUUUGUUGAUGAGUCUCUCAUAGGAUCUGUCUCUGAAAAUGAUGUUGUGUCGAAUGUCGGUACAUCUUUGGCACCUAAGACUGAUGUUGUGCUAAGUACUAUCACAUCUGUGGUACCUGAUAUUAUGUUGGAUCAAAGUGUUCCAGAUACCUGUUAG
Messenger RNA from Trifolium pratense (red clover), 1242 nucleotides. RefSeq lists its product as uncharacterized. NCBI's taxonomy places the organism in Eukaryota, Viridiplantae, Streptophyta, Magnoliopsida, Fabales, Fabaceae. The record is from RefSeq and is a predicted model, not a curated record. The transcript has 3 exons. The coding region runs from base 1 to 1242 and encodes 413 amino acids.